AUGCUUGCCCAUUUCUUCGUCAGUGCCGUCUUCUCCUCUGCAUAUGCAGCAGCUUUCUCCGUUAAUGCGCCGUCGACAGGAGCAAAUGGUGCUAUCCAAUGCGAGGGCUACGAAAUCACCUGGUCGGGCGGCACUGCGCCCUUCAACGUUAGCCUACUGGACAGUAAUCGGAAGGUCGUAGAGGAGAUCGCGACCUCUGCCACUAAAUCCGUGCUGUGGACAGUGAACAAGCCCGCCGAUAGGGUCCCCUACGAGUUAUCCGUCACCGACGCGACCGGCGCCUCCGCCAUCAGCGACCAAUUCGACGUACAGUCAUCCAACAACUCUGCAUGUCUCGGCGCAUCGACAUACAGUCCUUCUGCGACUACCGUUGCGUCUAUAUCGGCCACGAUCAGUAGCGGGCAGGGCCCUGCGACUACUGCCACUGAGUUCCGCUCAGCUUCUUCUGGCACUGCGUCGCCGAGCGCCAGCUCGUUCUCGCCGGGAAAGCCACAAGCACUAUCGACAGGCGAGAUAGCUGGAGUUGCUGUAGGAGCAGCUUGCGGUGUAGUACUUGUGGUCGGAGUUGUAUGGAGUGUGUGGCGUUUGCGACGUGCGACGUCGAGCACGAGUGGCAAUAGCUGGCAUGAGGUGCCGUCGAGCGCGGCAGCGAGCGUGGACCCGUUUCCUCUGACGCGACCGGGGAUGCUCAGCUGGGAGAGGAAGAGGAGACGAAACUUGGACGUCGACGCGACUACCGCAAUUUCGAGGCAUACUGCUGGGCAUGCCGGACCACUACCGAUAACUUCUCCCGAGGCUUUGCCCGGUAACGGAGAGAUCAGCGAGACAACCCUCGACCGCCUAGUGAAUCUGGUGCUGGGUAGACUUCACGCACAAGAGGCCCCACCUUCGUACCGUACGAACUCUCAUUCCGGUAGUGAUGAAUGA
Peniophora sp. CBMAI 1063 is the source of this 927-nucleotide messenger RNA. NCBI's taxonomy places the organism in Eukaryota, Fungi, Basidiomycota, Agaricomycetes, Russulales, Peniophoraceae. The record is from the annotation of a GenBank genome assembly.